AUGGGGAAAGCCAAGAUUGCGAUUGAGAGGAUUGACAAUUCAACCAACAGACAAGUCACUUUCUCAAAGAGACGAAGUGGUCUGUUCAAGAAAGCAAGAGAGCUUGCGAUCCUCUGUGACGCACAGGUUGGUGUUAUUGUGUUCUCCAGCACCCACAAGCUCUAUGAAUAUGGAAGCUCCAGCCUGAAGUCAAUUAUUGAGCGAUACACUAAGCAAAUAGAGGAACAUCAUCAUCCACUCAUGAAUUCCGACUCAGAAGCCAAGUUUUGGCGGAGAGAAGCAACGGUCUUGAAGCAACAACUGCAACACUUGCAGGAAUUGCACAGGUACAAAAGGUUAAUCUCACAGGAAAGUGCUAUGAACAAAGCAGUGCAACACAAUGGAAGGCAAUUCAUGGGUGAACAGAUUUCUGGUCUGGGAAUCAUCGAGUUGAAAACUUUGGAAAAUCAACUGGAGAUGAGUUUAAAAAAUGUCCAGAUCAAGAAGGAGCAAAUUUUAGCUGACAAGAUUAAAGAGUUACAACACAAGGUAAGACGAAGAAGUUUGCCUUCAAUUACACAGCAAUCAAGGAGGGAAGAUGAAGACAUCAUCUCUAGUGAGCCUAUUUCUGAAGCAAGGGUUGUGAAUGAGGAAUACGGGAAUCCUAAUAAUCCUACAUGCACUAUUCAUCUCCAGCUGAGCCAACCACAGUCUCAAUCUAGUGAAUCACCAACCAAAGCAAUGGAGCUGGGAUUACAGCUGCUUUGGCACAACCUCUUUGACAAUCUAGGAUUCUCAACGCCAUGCUGCCACCAACUUUCCU
This is a messenger RNA of Neltuma alba, 802 nucleotides long. RefSeq names its product MADS-box transcription factor 23-like. Lineage: Eukaryota; Viridiplantae; Streptophyta; Magnoliopsida; Fabales; Fabaceae. The annotation marks the transcript as partial. The record is from RefSeq and is a predicted model, not a curated record. The transcript has 8 exons. Gene Ontology annotation, biological process: positive regulation of transcription by RNA polymerase II. Gene Ontology annotation, cellular component: nucleus. Gene Ontology annotation, molecular function: protein dimerization activity; DNA-binding transcription factor activity; RNA polymerase II transcription regulatory region sequence-specific DNA binding.